Molecule: messenger RNA, 1312 nt
Organism: Suillus clintonianus
Lineage: Eukaryota; Fungi; Basidiomycota; Agaricomycetes; Boletales; Suillaceae
Exons: 7
Coding region: 38-1006 (322 amino acids)
Source: RefSeq, a predicted model, not a curated record
CUCAUAAUGCGACUACGAUCCUGUAGCAAUUUUAAACAUGAACACUAAUAUCGCCGACGUCUCUAGCAAACUUGGAGAAUACAUGAUAAAAGGCUGGGUGUUGACAGACACAACAUGCCCGUCCCCCGCGUGUCGCGGUGUUCCUCUCAUGAGGUCGCCUAACAAUGGUUCAUCGAUAACUCACUUUUGCGCGAAUUGUAAUGACCAUCAACAAUCUACAUCGAUGCGGUCUAACUCAUCAUCAACAGAUUCAUCAUCAACUCAUGAGUUUCAUUCACGACCAUCAACCCCUCCUACAGAGAUAUCCAGCGCUUUGAGCUCCCCAACAUUUGCCCCUCCCGUUGACACCGAAGAGACAAUCCGCAGGCGGCAACAAUCAGACCAAGCAUCCGCAGAGAUCGGAAAGCGUCUUUUGAAGGGAUGGGCGAUGCUCGGCGAAGAAUGCCCAAACAUCAGGUGUUACGGUAUACCUCUUGUAAGACCUCCAAAAGUCGGAGAGGAGAGAGAUCCUCGCAAGGAAUGCGUGAUUUGCGGGACGGUCUAUGUUACUGAUGUCUCCGAAGGGUGGCAGCGCCUUGUCCCAGCUCCACCUACAAUUGAAGCAGGCGCCAGCUCGGGGGCUGCCGACACUAUGUCAAGUGCUCCAAUGACAUUGGGCUCUCGUGACAAGGGGAAGGCAGUAAUACGCAGUAUGCCUUUACAGCCUUCGUCAUUACUUCCUGCGUCAGAGUUGUCAAAGUUGACAAUCAAUAUUUCGAAUUCCACGCGAGACUUGGCUAACAGUAGCGAGCGAGAUCUGCAUGGAAGCGUCCCGUCUACAAAUGCAGUUACGGCGCACCCCCCUGUUCAGGCACUUAAGCUGUGUUUGGAUGCUAUGUCACAAAGACUUGCGCAGAUCUGCGGAAACGCAAAUCAAAUGGACGUGGUAUCUAUUGCAUCAGCUGCGGAUGCCAUCAACAAGGUUGCACAGGCUUUGUCCCAAGUAAGGCAGCUAGAAGAGCAUUAGGUUUAUCCGAUCGCUCCUGUUGAUGGUACUAGCCUGUUUCACCCAAUACUGUGACUUUGGUCGUCGUUCCCGACAGAAACACAUAAUAAUAUUUGGUUUCGGGCCGUGGGCUAUAUACAUGUAUGUUAGUCCGAGGUUCUAAAGUCUCCUUCCGAAAGCUCACAGUGCUUUAACUACCUGAAAUGGGGAUCAGUAUCGCAGUUUUCUCACCAUCCGCCGUGUUAUCUUUGGAGAUUAAGUACAAGGAUUUGACAUGCUGUAGAAGCGCGGAAUACGCUCAAUUACACAAUCACUCAUGGUUGCCUC